Protobothrops mucrosquamatus (brown spotted pit viper) is the source of this 1257-nucleotide messenger RNA. RefSeq names its product EH domain-containing protein 3-like. The transcript has 6 exons. Gene Ontology annotation, cellular component: cytoplasm; plasma membrane. The coding region runs from base 1 to 1257 and encodes 418 amino acids. NCBI's taxonomy places the organism in Eukaryota, Metazoa, Chordata, Lepidosauria, Squamata, Viperidae. Gene Ontology annotation, biological process: endosomal transport; endocytosis. The record is from RefSeq and is a predicted model, not a curated record. Gene Ontology annotation, molecular function: GTP binding; calcium ion binding; protein binding.
AUGUUCAGCUGGCUGGGCGGCGACGAGCGUCGGCGCAAGGACCCCGAGGUCUUCCAGACGGUGAGCGAGGGGCUGCGGAAGCUCUACCGGGCCAAGCUGCUGCCGCUGGAGGAGCACUACAGGUUCCACGAGUUCCACUCGCCCGCCCUGGAGGACGCCGACUUCGACAACAAGCCCAUGGUGCUCCUGGUCGGCCAGUACUCCACCGGCAAGACCACCUUCAUCCGGUACCUCCUGGAGCAGGAUUUUCCCGGGAUGCGGAUCGGACCCGAGCCCACCACGGACUCCUUCAUUGCCGUCAUGCAAGGCCAGGUGGAAGGCAUCAUCCCGGGCAACGCCCUGGUGGUCGAUCCCAAGAAGCCCUUUCGGAAGCUCAACGCCUUCGGGAAUGCCUUCCUGAACAGAUUUGUGUGUGCCCAGCUGCCCAACCCUGUCCUGGAAAGCAUAAGUGUGAUUGACACCCCAGGAAUCCUCUCCGGAGAGAAACAGCGGAUUAGCCGAGACUCCCCAAUCAGGUCUAGCUACUUGUUGCUUGAUUUCAAAUUCCGAGAGUCCUCGGUUUACGUUCAAGCCUACAUCAUCAGCUCCCUGAAGAAAGAAAUGCCCUCGGUCUUCGGGAAAGAUAACAAAAAGAAAGAAUUGGUGAACAAUCUGGGCGAGAUUUACGGCCGGAUCGAGCGAGAGCAUCAAAUUUCACCGGGCGAUUUUCCCAAUUUAAAGAAAAUGCAGGAGCAGCUCCAGGGCCAAGACUUCAGCAAGUUCCAACCUCUGAAGACCAAGCUGUUGGACGCUGUGGAGGACAUGUUGGCCAACGACAUUGCCCAGCUGAUGGUCCUGGUCCGCCAGGAGGAGGCCCAGCGGCCGGCCCAGAUGGUUAAAGGCGGCGCCUUUGAAGGCACCCUCCACGGCCCCUUCGGACACGGCUACGGCGAGGGCGCCGGCGAGGGCAUCGACGACGCCGACUGGGUGGUGGCCCGGGACAAGCCCAUGUACGACGAGAUCUUCUACACCUUGUCCCCCGUGGACGGGAAGAUCACCGGGGCCCACGCCAAGAAGGAGAUGGUGAGGUCCAAGCUUCCCAACACCGUGCUGGGAAAGAUCUGGAAGCUGUCCGACAUCGACAAGGACGGCAUGCUGGAUGACGAGGAGUUUGCCUUGGCCAACCACCUCAUCAAGGUCAAGUUGGAAGGUCACGAGCUUCCCGGCGAGCUGCCGGCUCAUCUGAUCCCGCCGUCCAAACGGAAACUGACGGAGUGA